CAUGUUUCAAAGUCAAAAUAAACAAAUUACAUCCCUUGAGUUGCGAAAACGUGUAGUACACAAAAUGAUUGAAAAUCGCUUAUUUUUGAUGUUUUUCACGAGUAUUUUUAUUGUGGAAACCGCUCAAAUCACAAAGGACAAAGAUAACCCGUCGAUCAACCAGUCAAACGAAUUCAACCCGCUGGGCCCGUUGGUCAAGUGUUCCUUCUUACCUCUCGAAUUUAUGGACUGCGACGAACCACUGGAUCACAAAGGCAAUCGGACAGCGAAAGAGGAGCAAGGUCACGGUUGCGUAAAGUUCGGAGGUGUUCACUACGAUGAUGUGGAAACGACCCGUGUCAAGUGCGUGGUGUUCGACAACAUCGAAUGCUUUGGUCCGCGGGAAUUUAUGCGGGAUGGAUUCCCGUGUAUCAAGUACACGGACCAUUAUUUCGUGACUACGCUGCUGUAUAGUAUACUGCUGGGGUUUUUGGGAAUGGAUCGGUUUUGCCUAGGGCAAACCGGUACCGCGGUCGGAAAACUUUUAACUCUGGGCGGUAUUGGGAUUUGGUGGAUCGUGGAUAUCGUGCUGCUGAUCACGAACAAUUUGUUGCCAGAGGACGGCAGUAACUGGAAUACGAAGGUGUAACGGAAAGAUUCGACUUUCGCGUUAUGGUAACUGAUAAUGACAUGUACAUAGAGCUAUUUGUUGUAAGACCAGAUAAUUGUCCAGAUAGGUGUAUAUUUCGAAGAUAGUAAUGCUCACAGAAAUGCAAAAAAGUGAGUUUGGCUAUGAGCAAACAUUUUUUUCAAAAGAAUUCUACUCUUGUUUGUAUUUUAUUUUUCUAUACAUAUUUGAUAUUUGUUGCAUUAAAUUAAGAAUUAUGUAAUCUAAACAGUGAUAUCAUCACACGUAUGGGCGAGUUUAAUUUCAAUUUCAAAAUCUUAAUUUAUUACAAAAUAUACUUCGUACAAUUUAACGCUAUUAAUUAUUACAAUUGUUUUCUUCUAUUGAACGUGUGUAUUCAAUAUGUACAUAUUCCAUUCGCAAUCGAAUGAAAUGUUUCGACAUAUAAAAUCAAACUUGUGGUACAUCUUAAUAUCGAAUAAAUUGUAAAUAAUAAAUUCAGCUAUUUCGAAUUGUCA
Messenger RNA from Wyeomyia smithii (pitcher-plant mosquito), 1125 nucleotides. It is a transcript of the gene amrt, whose product is annotated as TM2 domain-containing protein CG11103. The transcript has 2 exons. The record is from RefSeq and is a predicted model, not a curated record. The coding region runs from base 2 to 628 and encodes 208 amino acids. NCBI's taxonomy places the organism in Eukaryota, Metazoa, Arthropoda, Insecta, Diptera, Culicidae.